ACUUAGUUUAUAAUAUCCCAUCCUCCCUUCAGUGUUAUAAGGUAUGCAUCAGAUUGAGUGCGAGUUUAUAAAGUUCUCGUGUUGAAAAAGUGCGAAAAAACCGUAUUAGUGCACGGAAUUACAAUAAGCUAUUCGAUCUGAACAUGCUACUUCUACUAGUAGCCUUAAUCGGCUCGGCUGUAGCCAGCCCAAUAUCUCAAGAGGAAUUCCGCACUUUGACCAAUGAGCAGCUGGCAGCACAAUACAAUCUACCUAGAGAAACAAUACCUACCUUCUAUGACGUCACUCUCUUCUUGAACCCAAGCUACCCGGAUAACUUCAAUGGCAGCGUUUCUAUCAGAAUCGUUCCUAACAUAACGACCAACGUCAUCAUCCUUCACGCCAUGGAGAUGGAAAUUUUAAAUAUUGAAGUCUUCAACGUUUUAAACACGACUGCAGAUAUAUUCCAAACACAUUUUCUUGCCACGGAUGACACUCAUUUCCUGAGAAUUUUCACAAAUGAGCUAAUGCUUCCUAAUCAACUUUAUAUAGUCAAUAUUGAGUAUAGAGGACAAUACGCUUCAAAUAUGUUUGGUAUUUACGUGUCGACGUAUGAGCAGGCGGGCUUGGGCACAGUGAACUUGGUCACCUCUCAGCUGCAACCCACAUUCGCUCGUCGGGCGUUCCCCUGUUACGAUGAGCCUGCCCUCAAAGCUAUUUUCCGAACUACCAUCUACGCUCCUCCUGGCUACCCGACCGUCAGAAGCAACAUGCCUUUGAGAAAUGAUACCAAUAAGCCUGAAAUCGCUGGAUGGGUAAAACAUGAGUUCCAAGACACUCUCGACAUGUCAACUUAUCUCCUGGCCUACCUCGUCUCUAGCUUCGAGUACAUCAGUAACGAAGAUGACCCCAUCUACGAAGUUCCCUUCAGAGUCUACUCCAGGCCUGGCACCCAAAACAAUUCUGAAUUCGCUUUGGACUUUGGACAGAAGAACAUGAUCGCUUUGGAGAAUUACAUUGAACUGCCCUAUGCGUUCCCUAAGCUGGACAAAGCUGCAGUUCCUGAUUUUGCUGCCGGUGCUAUGGAGAACUGGGGACUGGUGAUUUACAGAGAAGUUGCCCUCCUUGUCACUGAAGGUGUCACGACCACCCAAACCCUUCAGAACAUUGGUCGCAUCAUCUGCCACGAGAACAUGCACAUGUGGUUCGGAAACGAGGUCGGGCCUUACUCUUGGACCUAUACCUGGCUCAACGAAGGUUUCGCUAACUUCUUCGAGAACUUCGCUACCGAUCUGGUAAACCCCCACUGGCGCAUGAUGGACCAGUACGUGAUUGCCGUACAAAACGUAUUCCAGUCUGAUGCCGUACUCAGUGUGAACCCCAUGACAUACCCUGUCUUCACGCCUUCCCAGAUCAUCAGCACUUUCAAUGCUGUGGCUUACCAGAAAUCUGGUUCGGUUAUUCGAAUGAUGCAACACUAUCUCACCCCAGAAAUCUUCAGGCAAGGUCUCGUGCAGUACGUUAGCAAUAUGUCUCGCAAAGCAGCUCAGCCCUCCGACCUCUUCGCUAACCUCCAGGAAGUGUUAGACGCCUCCAACCACAGCAUUCCGUGGCCGAUAGCCACCAUCAUGGACCGCUGGACCAACCAGGGAGGAUUCCCGGUGCUCACUGUAAUCAGGUCCGCACCUACUGCCAACUCUUUGACCAUCGCUCAGGAACGUUUCCUCACCGACCGCAGUCUGACCUCCACUGACCGUUGGCACGUACCAGUCAACUGGGUGCUGUCAACCGACCCCAACUUCAACGACACCAGCCCACAAGGAUGGAUUCCACCUUCCUUCCCUGCCGUGGCCAUAGACAUCCCCGGUUUAAACCAAGCAGAGUGGUACAUCGUGAACAAACAGCAGACUGGCUACUACAGAGUGAACUACGACGUCCAAAACUGGGCUGCACUUGCAUCCGUACUGAAUUCAACCCACGAGCUCAUUCACGUGCUGAACCGUGCUCAGAUCAUUGAUGACGCUUUCAACUUGGCUAGAAACGGCCGCGUGAACUACAACUAUGCCCUCGAAAUCUCCCGCUACCUGGUGAGGGAAGAGGACUACAUCCCCUGGGCUGCCGCCAAUGCAGCAUUCGCCUACCUUGACGUCGUACUCACUGGGUCGGAGGUCUACCAUCUAUUCCAGCGCUACGUUCUAGAGCUGACAGCUCCUUUGUACUCUAGCCUGGGCUUCAACAACACCGCCAACGAUGAGUUUGUGACGGCCUACCACAGAACUAUCGUGCUGAAUUUCAACUGCCGCUUUGGCAACGAACACUGCGUGGAGACUGCGCAAGAGAUGCUGGAAUCAUUCAGGACUACUCAGGUGCGUCUUGCCGCCGACAUCCAGACCACGGUCUACUGCUCCGGUCUUCGCGGUGGUGACGCCGACAACUUCGACUUCUUGUGGGACGAGUACCUUAAAUCCACCGACUCUAGUGAGCAGUCCAUUCUGCUGAACGCCCUCGGAUGCACUUCCAACGCUGAUCGCCGGCAGUUCUACAUGAACCAAGUGAUCAACGAGACGUCCCAAGUGAGAGAGCAGGACAGACACACUAUUCUCGUGUCCACCAUCAACGCUAGUCCUGAGAACAUGGAGGAAGCUCUUGACUUCGUUGUCGAGAACUUCCACCUCAUCCAGCCAAGAGUACAAGGUCUUAGUGGAACUACAAAUAUUCUGAAUGCUCUCUCCAGAAGGCUCACAACGCAAGCUCAUUCUGACAAGGUUGACCAGCUGUUCAACCGACACCAGUUCAUCUUCACCGCCGGAGAACUGGCCUCCAUUGGAGCCAUCAGGGAGAACAUCGCAGCUUCUCUCACUUGGAGUGCGGAAUACUUGGACACUGUGGAAUCCUGGCUUGUUGAGAACUAUACUGACAGUGCCAGUAUCAUUACCAGCAGCUUCGUUAUUUUCAUCUCUAUUUUUAUUUCUAUUUUCAACCACUAAGAGAUAAUAGAUGACCCACGCUGAACUGUCCCACCAAACUCAAUGACAGGGGGGCGCUACCAUCGUUCAACUAUAUGGUUUCCAACAUGGCAAAAAUCAGAACCAGCGAUCCGGUAUUGACGGUGGCGCCCCACUGUCAAUGUCAUGGAUAGGACAGUUCAGUAUUUUGGAACUACUUAUAAUA
Ostrinia nubilalis (European corn borer) is the source of this 3150-nucleotide messenger RNA. RefSeq names its product aminopeptidase N-like (gene Apn2). Gene Ontology annotation, biological process: proteolysis; peptide catabolic process. Gene Ontology annotation, molecular function: peptide binding; metalloaminopeptidase activity; zinc ion binding. Lineage: Eukaryota; Metazoa; Arthropoda; Insecta; Lepidoptera; Crambidae. The record is from RefSeq and is a predicted model, not a curated record. Bases 144 to 2966 code for a protein of 940 amino acids. Gene Ontology annotation, cellular component: cytoplasm. The transcript is spliced from 16 exons.